UGAAUUUAAUCCAUGUUUUGGAUGUGAUAUUACCGAGUUACUGGAGCAACCCAACCACGUUUCUUUUGCCGAAUGCAAGUGUGUUUUCAACAUCGCCAUUGACGCCAUUGUUGGGAGGAGAGUAAAAGCCCUUGAAGAUGGAUAACAGAAGACGUGUUUCUUACGCUGGGUUAAAGGCAGCAGGAAGAACUUCUGUCUGCUUUUCUUUUUUUUUCUUUUUUUGCUCUCAAUACCAGCAACAGCUACUUAACCAAUUAUAUUUAGACCAUUUUUACACAAGCAACGACUUGUGCAGUGCUUUAUGAAACGCACGCAACAACGUCCUCACAACCACGUCACAACCACAUCACAACCACAUCGCAACCUUAUCACAAUCACAUCACAAUCUCAUCGCAACCACAUCACAACCACAUCACAGCCACAUCACAACUACAUCACAACCACAUCACAACCACAUCGCAACCUCAUCGCAACCUUAUCACAACCACAUCACAAUCUCAUCGCAACCUCAUCACAACCACAUCACAACCACAUCGCAACCACAUCACAACCACAUCACAAUCUCAUCACACAUCACAACCACAUCGCAACCACAUCGGAACCACAUCGCAACCUCAUCACAACCACAUCACAACCACAUCACAACCACAUCACAACCACAUCACAACCUCAUCACAACCACGUCACAACCACAUCACAACCACAUCGCAACCUUAUCACAAUCACAUCACAAUCUCAUCGCAAUCUCAUCGCAACCACAUCACAACCACAUCACAGCCACAUCACAACCACAUCACAACCACAUCGCAACCUCAUCGCAACCUUAUCACAACCACAUCACAAUCUCAUCGCAACCUCAUCACAACCACAUCACAACCACAUCGCAACCACAUCACAACCACAUCACAAUCUCAUCACACAUCACAACCACAUCGCAACCACAUCGGAACCACAUCGCAACCUCAUCACAACCACAUCACAACCACAUCACAACCACAUCACAACCUCAUCACAACCACAUCACAACCACAUCACAACCACAUCACAACCUCAUCACAACCACAUCACAACCUCAUCACAACCACAUCGCAACCUCAUCACAACCACAUCGCAACCACAUUGCAACCUCAUCACAACCACAUCGCAACCUCAUCACAACCACAUCACAAUCUCAUCACAACCUCAUCACAACCACAUCACAACCUCAUCACAACCACAUCGCAACCUCAUCACAACCACAUCGCAACCACAUUGCAACCUCAUCACAACCACAUCACAACCUCAUGACAACCUCAUCGCAACCACAUCGCAACCUCAUCACAACCACAUCACAACCACAUCACAACCUCAUCACAACCACAUCGCAACCUCAUCACAACCACAUCGCAACCACAUUGCAACCUCAUCACAACCACAUCAACCACAUCACAACCACAUCACAACCACAUCACAACCUCAUCACAACCACAUCACAACCACAUCACAACCUCAUCACAACCACAUCACAACCACAUCGCAACCACAUUGCAACCUCAUCACAACCACAUCGCAACCACAUUGCAACCUCAUCACAACCACAUCACAACCACAUCGCAACCUCAUCACAACCACAUCACAAUCUCAUCACACAUCACAACCACAUCGCAACCACAUCAGAACCACAUCGCAACCUCAUCACAACCACAUCACAACCACAUCACAACCUCAUCACAACCACAUCACAACCUCAUGACAACCUCAUCGCAACCACAUCGCAACCACAUCGCAACCAUAUCACAACCAUAUCACAACCACAUCACAACCACAUCACAACCUCAUCACAACCACAUCACAACCUCAUCACAACCUCAUCACAACCACAUCACAACCUCAUCACAACCACAUCGCAACCACAUCGCAACCUCAUCACAACCUCAUCACAACCUCAUCACAACCACAUCACAACCUCAUCACAACCUCAUCACAACCACAUCACAACCACAUCACAACCUCAUCACAACCACAUCACAACCUCAUCACAACCACAUCGCAACCUCAUCACAACCACAUCACAACCUCAUCACAACCACAUCGCAACCACAUCGCAACCACAUCACAACCUGUAGUCUGCUUCUCAAUAGCCUGCUUCUCAUUGUAUUCCUUGUUCACUUUCAGCUCUGCACUGCACUUGCACAGGAACCCUAUUUUAAGCUGAUGUUGUCCAGGACAAUGCUGAAUUAUUCUCAGACAUGCACGUGUUACUGCUAUCUGACACACAAGGCCUCGGCAGUAAAUAACUGACACUGCUGUUGCCAGAUACCAGAUUGUCUUUAUCUUUUCUGAACAUCCUGUCUCAGUUUGCAAGGCCAGUCUUUGUGCACCUGGACAUUUCCAUAUCGCCCAUUAAGUGCCAUUGUCCUCAUAUUUUUGUAAUUUUUUGGAACAUUUGUAUCUUUAACCAUAUUGUUCUGAUAACUUAGUCUAAUUUUGUUACCCGCAAAAGUUAUGUCUAAAUGUAAUGUAUCAAAUGAUAUUAAUCCAGCUUGUGUUGUGAUAUUUUAAAAGUAAAAUUAAUUUGGUACUUAAUGGGUUAAUGUUGCUGGUGUUUUCACCCAGGGGUGAUUUACUGACCACCUUCUUACUGAAAACAAAACAAACUAAAUGUUUAUAGAGAGAGAUCUGCAAACGCAGCUUCAUAAAUGUUAGGGUGACGGUAUUAAUAUGCUUAGAUCCAUUAAAAUAAACCCCAUCCAGUGUUGAGGAGUGUCUUUCACUUAAUUUUGGCUUGUUGGGGUCCUUUUCAAUGGAAACCUCUGCUGUACACAGGCUUUGUGCCAGUGUUUUAAAUACAUUAACACACAUACUGUACAUACAACACUGUACAGUGUGUGUUCCUGUCUGCCAUCACUAUCUACUGAAACCUGAAACGAUAAGUUCUGUAAUAGCGAUUCCUUCUGUGA
Messenger RNA from Acipenser ruthenus (sterlet), 2939 nucleotides. Its product is annotated as histidine-rich glycoprotein-like. Bases 302 to 1732 code for a protein of 476 amino acids. The record is from RefSeq and is a predicted model, not a curated record. Lineage: Eukaryota; Metazoa; Chordata; Actinopteri; Acipenseriformes; Acipenseridae. The transcript is spliced from 2 exons.